AUGCGCGUUUCGAAGCCAGAAGCGCUGGAGAAAUUCUUCCGAAGUGUCCUCAGGCGAGCCGUUUCCACCGAAGAGGUUUCUUUCUCACUCUGUUUCCCUCCCAGCGGAAUUGGACUGGCUCGGGCCCAUUUCGAGAAGCAGCCGCCUUCCAACUUGCGGAAGUCCAACUUCUUCCACUUCGUCUUGGCCAUGUACGACCGGCACGGGCAGCCGGUGGAGAUCGAGAGGACGUCCUUCAUUGACUUCGUGGAAAAGGACAGAGAGCAGAACGGAGAGAAGACCAACAAUGGGAUCCAUUACAGGCUGCAGCUGCUGUACAGUAACGGGCUUCGGACAGAGCAGGACCUCUACGUUCGGCUGAUCGACUCCAUGUCCAAGCAGGCCAUCAUCUACGAAGGGCAGGACAAGAACCCGGAGAUGUGCCGUGUGCUUCUGACGCACGAGAUCAUGUGCAGGUGAGCUCUUCUGGG
Heteronotia binoei (common prickly gecko) is the source of this 470-nucleotide messenger RNA. RefSeq names its product transcription factor COE3-like. The transcript has 5 exons. Gene Ontology annotation, biological process: regulation of transcription by RNA polymerase II. The record is from RefSeq and is a predicted model, not a curated record. Bases 1 to 459 code for a protein of 152 amino acids. Gene Ontology annotation, molecular function: RNA polymerase II cis-regulatory region sequence-specific DNA binding; DNA-binding transcription factor activity, RNA polymerase II-specific. NCBI's taxonomy places the organism in Eukaryota, Metazoa, Chordata, Lepidosauria, Squamata, Gekkonidae.